This is a messenger RNA of Cladocopium goreaui, 333 nucleotides long. NCBI's taxonomy places the organism in Eukaryota, Dinophyceae, Suessiales, Symbiodiniaceae. The record is from the annotation of a GenBank genome assembly.
AUGCAUCUGCCAUGUCAUCUUGGGCUCAAGAUCAUAAGAGUCCUCGACGCCAUGGCCGCAAAACCAAAAGUGAGCUUUAAGAUCACUCUGGCAUCGGAGAAGACUCAGCCGUAUAAGGUGAUUACCGUCCCAGAAGAAGCCCCCUUCCUUGCGGUGGUGAAAUUCUCUGCGGAGGAGUUCAAGGUGAACCCAUCGACAAGCGCAGUCAUCACCAACGAUGGAGUUGGUUUGAAUCCGAACCAAACUGCGGGGGCCGUUUUCCUGAAGCACGGCGCUGAUUUGAAGCUGAUUCCCAGGGAUCGCGUUGGUAGUCACAAGCUGGUUGGCGCAUGA